GGGCGCGGAAUCAUGCAGUACGCGGGCGGAGACGUCUACGACGGCGAGUGGAAGGCGGGUAAGAAGGAGGGGCGCGGCGUCUACCGGUUCGCCGACGGCGAAGUCUACGAGGGCGAGUUCAAGGCGGAUGAGUACGAGGGGCGCGGCGUCUUCCGGCACGCCAGCGGCGACGUCUACGACGGCGAGUACAAGGCGGGUAAGCGCGAGGGGCGCGGCGUCUACCGGUUCGCCAACGGCAGCGUCUACGACGGCGAGUUCAAGGCGGGUACGAGGGAGGGGCGCGGCGUCGAGCGGUACGCCGACGGCGCCGUCUACGAGGGCGAGAGGAAGGCGGGUAAGAAGGAUGGGCGCGGC
Messenger RNA from Emiliania huxleyi CCMP1516, 354 nucleotides. RefSeq lists its product as hypothetical. NCBI's taxonomy places the organism in Eukaryota, Haptophyta, Isochrysidales, Noelaerhabdaceae. The transcript has a single exon. The annotation marks the transcript as partial. The record is from RefSeq and is a predicted model, not a curated record.